UGGCCACAUCAGCAUGUCGUUGUCUACGGCAUUAAUUCCGCAGCAGCGACAGCCAUGUAAUCGCCAGACAGCCAGAAUCUUUGCUAGAAUCUUCGAGCAGCGUCAUGGUUACUGGAGUUUUAUGAAAAACAGAAGCAUAUCUCGGAACAGCUCGGCCGUUGUGGAGCACCAAGCUAAUGGUAUUUUGAGAUGUGUAGGCCAGGUUGGCAGCUCCUUGCAGACGCAGAAGUCGCCCAGUUUUCUGGCACUGCAGCGGCAAAAGUUGUUGGCCUUGUCUACGGAGGAUUAUCGCAUCUAUCCGCAAAGCGUCGAUUUGGAUGCCUUCUUUGGCGAGGAACAAAAGUGCGAGAAGGUAUCGGAUGUUUGCCUGCUCAACGAUCACUUUAUCCUGGUCAAGAUGCCAAAUGCAGAGGAGCGUCACGUAUCCAAGUCUCCUCCACCUUCAACGGAUACACAUAGCAAAUUUGGGUCCAAGUUGCCACGCUGCUUCAAAUGCAAUCGUGGCAGCCGCGUUUCUCCCAUUCUAGAGGAACUGGAGGACAAACAACCCACGCCAAUGAUCAGUCCCUGGACUUCAAGCGAUGACCAAGAUGUGGAGAUUUUCGCCUCCAGAACGCGCAUCAUAUCCAGCCAGAGUCAACAUCAAAUGCAAGCAAUUGCUGUGCCUGCUUCCAGAUCCUUACAGGAGACUGUAAUCGUGGAGCAACCUCAACUGCUGAGAAAAUCCCCGGAAACAUCCUUGCAGUUGCAAUUGGAGACCCUACAAUCACCACCACCCCUUCAAGCUGAUGCUUAUCCCAUAAGUCGGGGACCUUUGCAUUGGUUCCUUUGGCCAUUCCGUCGACGUUCUGCGUCCAGAACCAAAGCUCAACUCGCCGCUGUGCACAAAACCUACUUUGUAAGAUGGAACAAACCGCCGGACACAUUGUGGCAUGGCUACGGCGUGGAACGCACCGAGGGGGAUAAAGUAGGAUUACGUCGUUGUCGCUCAGCAAUCUUCUAAAGUGUUUCAAGCUAAGCUUGUGUAUAUUUUGUAUAUAAUUGGAGCAAGAAAAUUAUAACAAA
Messenger RNA from Drosophila innubila, 1065 nucleotides. RefSeq lists its product as uncharacterized. Bases 14 to 1003 code for a protein of 329 amino acids. NCBI's taxonomy places the organism in Eukaryota, Metazoa, Arthropoda, Insecta, Diptera, Drosophilidae. The record is from RefSeq and is a predicted model, not a curated record. The transcript has a single exon.